Molecule: messenger RNA, 240 nt
Organism: Mesorhabditis belari
Lineage: Eukaryota; Metazoa; Nematoda; Chromadorea; Rhabditida; Rhabditidae
Source: the annotation of a GenBank genome assembly
AUGCGUGCUCUUCUCGUCCUCACCAUUUGCCUUGUCGUCGUUUUGGCUCAUAAGAAGGCUGGUAAACACAAUCAUGGAAAAUCAAGUGAAUCAAAAAGCAGUGAAAGCCACUCUCAUUCAAAAUUGACCGAGAAACAAGCGUUCGAAGUUGGAAUGAAUUUGGGAAUCUACUCGAAAAGUCGGAUCUAUGAUUUCGCUUAUGAUUUGUCUUGUCGUUUAGCAAGCAGACGGCGUAGACGA